AUGAAUUCGAACAACUGGCUUUCAUUUCCUCUUUCUCCUACUCACGCCUCUUUACCACCCCAUCUUCACUCAUCCCAGGCUCACCAAUUUUCUCUAGGGUUAGUGAAUGACAACAUGGAUAACAUGAAUCCCUUCCAAAACCAAGAGUGGAAUCUGAUUAAUAGCCACGGAAGCAGUGAAGUCCCAAAGGUGGCUGAUUUCCUUGGCGUGAGCAAAUCAGAAAACCAGGCGGAUCUAGUGGCCUACAACGAAAUUGAUCAGGCAAAUCAUGAUUCUGAUUAUCUUUUCCCAAACAACAUGAGUUUAGUCCCGGUAGUGCAGCAAAGUAGUGCUCUUGCAGCCGCCUCUAGCAGUGCUAAUUACGAUCUUCAAGAAAAUCCCACCAAUAAUCUUCAGUCAUUGACACUGUCCAUGGGCAGUAGUGGCAAAAGCUCAACCUGCGAAACUAGCGGAGAUAAUAGCACUAAUACAGUGCAGGAAUCGGUUCCAAGAAGGACUUUGGACACGUUUGGACAAAGAACUUCAAUUUAUCGCGGUGUCACACGGCAUAGAUGGACAGGAAGGUAUGAAGCUCAUCUUUGGGACAAUAGUUGUAGAAGGGAAGGGCAAUCAAGGAAAGGCCGACAAGUUUUGAACGUGAUGGUUAGAGCAUACAGACAGGAGUACACAUACAGGCACCCAUGGGAGCGGGUAACUUCUGCAUCUUGGCGCAAGUUUGCCGACCCUGAGAAUAAACGAACGCUAUCGCACAUCCUUGAAGUUGAUACUUUGAACCACAAGCUUGACCCUGAUUCUGGAAAACUUUAUACUACUCGUGCAAUCACUAUUCAUGCCCCUGGACCGUGGUUCAUUCACAAAAUUGUCGGCCAGGAUAUCUGCCACUGCGUUGAGUCAACUGUUGUUGAUGGGCAAUCACGUUCAAUGCAAUUGACAACCCGUAAUAUCAGUCUUCAGAAGUUCAUAGAAGUGGAGGAGAAGAUACGUUACGAUCCACACCCGGAUAAUCCUGAUAAGUGGGCAAUCUGUCGGCAGCAGACUAGCAUUCGGAUAAAGCCAUUGUCAGCACUGGCGUCAAUGGCAGAAAAGGUGGAGCAGCGGUGUGCUGAGAAGUUCGUGCAAAACAGCGCCAAGGGUAGAGAGGUCAUGGAGAGAAUCUGCAAGUAUCUUGAGGCUGAAUCAAGUGGAAUUUCUCUCUGACGCCAACUAAUUUAUUUCUUUUUACCUUUGUAGUCUUAGAUCUUAGAGGCUGUAUGCCCUUCCAGCUUAGUGGAAUAACAAAAGCAUUUUGGAGUCUAAACCAUAGAGGACUUGAUAUGUUAUGGGUUUUGAAAUCAGUUUUCCAUGCAAUUUCCUAGUUGUUCUUGUUUUUCUAAUAAGAAAGACUGGUUAAAGUUGGGAGAUCUGCAUCGUUUAGUUUGCCGAUUCGAGUUUAAAUUCGAGUUGAGAUGUGACUUUAUGUGAGAGCUUUUA
Morus notabilis is the source of this 1470-nucleotide messenger RNA. Its product is annotated as AP2-like ethylene-responsive transcription factor PLT2. Gene Ontology annotation, molecular function: phosphatidic acid transfer activity; DNA-binding transcription factor activity. Gene Ontology annotation, biological process: phospholipid transport; regulation of DNA-templated transcription. The transcript is spliced from 5 exons. The record is from RefSeq and is a predicted model, not a curated record. Gene Ontology annotation, cellular component: mitochondrial intermembrane space. NCBI's taxonomy places the organism in Eukaryota, Viridiplantae, Streptophyta, Magnoliopsida, Rosales, Moraceae. The coding region runs from base 1 to 1197 and encodes 398 amino acids.